GUACGCACAUGCUGCGCUGGUAAAACUGAGGACAGAAAGUGAUGCUGUUGGAAGUGAUCAUGCUGUUUGUUUCCUGUCCACGGUUUUAGCAGUUAGGUAGAUGUAGUAGCGCUGCAGAGGAAAUGUCGGCAGCUGAAGGACUACAUGCUGUAGUACAUUUCAUCAGGCGAUGCUGUGGGACUGCAGGCUUUCAUUAGGGAGAGGCUGCAGACAUGAGGAAAUAUUUAUGAGCAUUUAUGAAACUGACGCUUGCUGCUGCUAAAAGGAUGAUGAUGACGAUGAUGGGAGGAGGCCACGGCCGAAGGUGCAGCCCUCGCUAGAAUCACACUUUCUCCUCCAACUUCACCCCCUUCACCAUCAUCCACUUCUGCCGUCCCUCCCUCCUCCCCCACCACCAUGGCCAACCACCUGGAGCUGAUUCAGGAGCUGCAGCAGCUGGACAAGGUACCCAGCCUGGAGAGGCUGCGGGCGGCCCAGAAGCGGCGCACUCAGCAGCUAAAGAGAUGGGCUGUGUACGAGAAGGAGAUGCAAAACAAGAAGCGAAAGGCUGACAAGAAGGGACGCAAUGCCAACCUCCAGCAAGAGUCCAAGAGGCAUGUGUCAUUUGCUGCCAGCGUGGCCCUUCUGGAGGCAUCAGCCAGGAAUGAUCCAGAUGAAGUACGCUACCUGCUAAAGAACAAUGUGAGUCCAGACCUCUGCAACGAAGACGGUCUCACCGCCCUGCAUCAGUGUUGUAUCGAUAACUACGAGGAGAUGGUGAAGAUCCUGCUGGACCGAGGAGCCAGUGUCAAUGCUCAGGACAACGAGCUGUGGACGCCAUUGCACGCCGCUGCUACAUGUGGCCACGCCGGACUGGUCAAGAUCCUUAUUUCACACGGUGCAGAUUUGCUGGCGGUCAACUCUGACGGAAACAUGCCCUAUGACCUGUGUGAAGACGACCCGACACUGGACAUAAUUGAGACAGCUAUGGCUAACAGAGGCAUCACCCAGGAGAUGAUCAACGAGACACGAGCGUCAACAGAGAGGAGGAUGCUGGGAGACAUUCAGGAACUGAUGAGACAGGGAGAGGAGGUCAACCAACAAGACUCUCAGGGAGCCACACUGCUCCACAUUGCAGCAGCAAAUGGCUACGUGCAGGCUGCAGAGCUGCUGCUGGAGGCGGGAGCUCGCAUGGACCUGAGAGAUUCAGAUGGAUGGCAACCUCUUCAUGCUGCAGCAUGCUGGGGUCAGAUGCAUGUGGCAGAGCUGCUAGUGUCUCAUGGAGCCAGUCUCAAUGCCAAGACCUUCCUUGAGGAGACCCCUAUAGAUCUGUGUGAGGAUGAGGAGUUCAGAGCUAUCCUGCUGGACCUGAAACACAAACAUGAUAUUAUCAUGAAGUCACAGCUCAAACACAAAACCUCACUGUGUAGGCGAACGUCCAGUGCAGGCAGUCGUGGAAAAGUGGUGCGGCGAGCCAGCCUGUCAGACAGACACAACUUGUGCCGAAAAGAGUACGAGACGGAGGCCAUUGUUUGGAGGGGAGGCAGGGAGGAGGAGGAUGAAAAGGAGAAAGAAUCUGAUCAGGAGAAUAUCCAGGUGGUGCAUGUCAAGCCAGUCGAAGCUGUGGAGCUGCCAGACAAGCCCAAGCUGCCCACCAUCCUCAAAGAUGGCAACAGCAAACAAAACGGCCUCAUCUCCACAAAAACGUCUACGCCGCCGCAACAGCCCUCCAACGGCAAUGCGCCAUCAUCUGAUAAGGGCGGGGUCAUCACCACUCAGCCCACCCAGGAGGAAGCCUGGCCGAGAGAGCGUGCUCAAACUCUGUCGGAGCUCAAGAAACAGAGGGCUGCUGCCAAAUUGUUGAAUCACCCCUUGUUCAACGGUCACCUAGGUAACGGCUCCACAGACUCCUUCACUGAUGCCAAAACCAACUCCGAAGACCCCCGCAUGCCACUGGUCUCCUCCAAUGGCAGCGCGGUGUACUACACGCCGGCCAGUGGAGACCCGCCGCUCCUCAAAUUCAAGCAGCCAAUAGAGGAAGAGCAGCCGAAGAUGCGGACCUGCUGCUGCGUGUCAUAGCGCCCAGGUCAUGUGAAUGUUAACGGAACAGAAAGUGUUUGCACAGAGAGGAGGGAAAUGAACAACGUGCUGUAGAAGGGAGGAGAGGAAGGAGAGAGUGUAAUCUUUUGACGUCCUAUUCCUCCCCUUUAAACUUCUUCCAGAGAUGACGGCUCGCCUGAAGAAGGUGUAGAAACUUAUCCUAACCUCCCUGCCAUGAGACACCUUCCCCAAACUCAGGCAUGCUUUAAGUGUAGCAGAAAAAGGAGAGGAACUGAGCAGUGCCACUUUUGUCACAUGGAUUAAAUUCCUUCUCAUAUAUGGAGUCUCUCUACAAACGCAUAGAAAGAGCGCAAGAAGCUGUCACUCUGUCCCUAUGCACCUUUAGGAAUAAGGGUGUGGACAGUUUUUUUUAAGCUUUUCACCUGGAACGUAUCAAAAAUUUUGAAUCAGGACAGUAGAAAAGAAUUCAAGGUACAAGGUGCAUGUUCUGCCUUCAGAUAUGAAGAUGGAAGAGAUUUUUUUACCCUACAUAUGGGAUGGUUAUCAUGUAAUUAAACAGCAGGACAAGCUCUCGUUGUUGUGAAACCACAUUGUUCUGUUUUUUUUGUCACAUUCUUGCCAUUUUCAAAUGUGCAGAAAGGCCAUCACAGAACGGUCCAGAUGUGUCACAUCAUGUUGUGCUACAACAUAUCAGAAGCAGCGAAAAGUAGCAAAAAGAGAUCUGUGACAUCUUUUUUGAAGUAUUGAUCAUGUUAAAAUGCUGCCUGCAUAAGUAAAGGGAAGGAAUGCCAUAAAACAGUGUUAAAAUAUUCAGGAAGUGUACUUCUACAGCAAGAGAUAAUAGGAAGUAUAGUAGUGCACUAGUGUUUGAGAGACUGUCACUAUAUUCUGUUAAACGUCAUCUCACCGUCCUCUCAUAUAAACCCUGAACUGACAGGUCAUGCUCUGUUUUAUGCACAAUCCACUUUGUGCUCACUUGUUUAGAUAAUUUAAGCAAACAUGGUUGAAAAUUACUGUACAUUUCUUUAUUUAUGUAAUUAAUGCAAUGUGUAAAAACAAACAAACAAACAAAAAAACAUGUUUCCUAAAGUUGAGUGUAUUUAUUAUUUGGAUGGUGUGUGGAGAGUGUGAAUGCAAUAUAAGAUGAGCUGGAGCGUCUUCCAGCAAAGCACCUUCUGACAUGAAAAACGUUCAACUGAUGAAGUGUAGUAAGGGUUUCUGUCUACUAUAUGUACAUGCUAUUAAAAUCACACAAACAAGUCAUCCUGUUGGGAUGGAUUUCAUAUUUGUGUCACUACAAAUAACAGUGUUAUUUGUUUAUGUUGUGUUUUUUUGUUGUUGUUGUUGUUUUUCUGGUGGCCAUUGUGUGGCUUUAUCUUCUGCCAGUCACUGUAUUUGUUAACAAAAAUUGUAAAUGUUAUGUAAUGAAUUAUUGUGAGUAUAGUAUGAGUUUUCUGAAGAUACACAUUGACUCUAUGCUUGCCUCAUUACAUAUUAAUCCACACAUGGAUUCGGUCUUUAGUAAGCCCGCACCAUUAUGUCAACACAAAUUAUAAACUUGCCAACCUAUAAACAAAUGCUAGAAGCGGUUUCUCUGCUUAACUAAUAAAAGAAUGGUUUGACAUUUCGAGAAA
Larimichthys crocea (large yellow croaker) is the source of this 3674-nucleotide messenger RNA. It is a transcript of the gene ppp1r16b, whose product is annotated as protein phosphatase 1, regulatory subunit 16B. Gene Ontology annotation, biological process: regulation of sprouting angiogenesis; establishment of endothelial barrier. The transcript has 11 exons. Bases 397 to 2058 code for a protein of 553 amino acids. Lineage: Eukaryota; Metazoa; Chordata; Actinopteri; Sciaenidae. The record is from RefSeq and is a predicted model, not a curated record. Gene Ontology annotation, cellular component: cytoplasm. Gene Ontology annotation, molecular function: enzyme inhibitor activity; protein binding; myosin phosphatase regulator activity.